AUGAACAAGCGCUUGGCGAAGCGGUCCACGACCGCGAUGAUGACUGUGUCUCUCGUCAUGGCGAUGGCGUCGGUUGGACUUGCAAGCCAGCCGAUGUCGCGCGGUGGCCCCUUCGACAUCAUCGAUGUCCAGAACUGGGUAAAUCCGGACAACAUGUCCUGGGACGACUACAACGCGCCCCCUGGGACAAGCUGGGCCGAUCCGUCUCGCAAAGGGUCCAGCCGCAACUUCAACAUCGCCCUCGUCACCCUUGACUACAGCGAUAAACCGUUUGUCAUCACUCAGCCUCCCAACUCAACAAUAUUCGGCAACCCCCAGGCCAGCGCGGCCAACUUUGCCCGCAAGGACGUUCCCGGCUUCUACCGCGACUUUCUCAACAGGCCGACGAAGCUCAACCGUGGCCAUACGCUUCACGAGUACUGGAUGGAGGAUUCGGCGGGCCGUUUCGGAGUCGACCUGACCGCCUUUGGCGUCUAUCGAAUGCCGGCCCUGUCGUUCCAGUACGGCAUCGAGGCCAUCAACCCUGGGGGUUGCCCGUCCGGAUUCAGAUGCGGCCUGAACAUCCGGCGUGACGGCCUGGGACUCUGGCGCAAAGACGUCGGAGAUGAAGUUGCCAACUCGUUCGAGCUUGUCUUCAUCCUCUCCGCGGGCCAGGAUGAGUCGGCGACGUGGCGCGAGUUUGGCGAGAUGAAGUUUGGUUCGAGGCAGAACGUGUCGAAGACGUUCGGGCCACCCCGGGGCGCGGACGGAAACGACACCCUCCCCAACGCCGGCAUCACGCGGAACAACCUGUGGACGUCGUGGGCUUCGGCCGCCACCAUCUGGCCCAACGCCGGCGGUGGUUCGUCCACGCAGGCCGAGAGCUCGGGAAUGGCCGUGUAUGCGCACGAGCUGAGCCACCUGCUCAACAUCGGCGACAACUACAACAAUCCGUACAGCGAACCGAUGCGGCGAGACUACACGGGCCCGUGGUCCAUGAUGUCCCGCGGAUCGUUCAACGGCCCUCGAGGACCGCACUCGCGAUGGCAGAUCCCACCCGUUUACGGCGGUUCCAUGGGCUCCCUGCACACGAUGCGCGACAGGCACCAGCUUGGCCUCGUCGAAGCGAGCACCAUGCUGCGGGUGCCUCGACCUGUUCUCGAGGCUUCGGGGCCCGUGGUGGCACGCCUCACGGCUCGAUGCGUCAACGCAGAUCUGCUGGCCCUGCGCGUCGAGAUGGGCACCGACCUCUCGCCGGACUGCGAUUAUAGGAGAGAUGCGUAUUGCGACGGCGGAGACUACAACCACUAUGACGUGGAGGUCAUUGACAGGAUGGGUGCCGACUCGUUCCAGCCCGAUUCCGGCGUCAUGAUCAGCAAGUCCAAGGACCAGGACGACCAACCCUUCCAGUGGACCAUCGACGCCAACCCGCAGGACAUCAACCAGGUAGACUUUUACCGACCGAAUGGCACGGCAGCCAUGAUGUCGCUAGGCGACUAUCGGCAGCUGUCGGAUGCGCUGUUCCACGCCGGCACCCGGUCGGGGAGCAAGUUCGAGUACGCCGACAAGGUGAAUUCGCUUCACUUCUACAUCGUCGAGAAGCACCGAGACCAAAGGGGCAUACUCUCCUACACCGUCGGCAUGAGGUCCCUGCGCUCUUCCGAGGGCAGCGAGCACGGGGCGAAGCUGAGCGCCGGCAAGCCGGUGAUGUCCCAGGAGCUGACCCCGACAGGCAAGGGGGUCUUCUGCUCCUUUAACCUCACCAACAACGGGACCAAGUCGGCGACGGGGAAUCCGCCGAAGGAUAUGCUGCCGUACCUGGGCUCCGACAUCUAUCGGUUGCAGGCCAAAGUCGAGGGUGCCGGGUGGAGGGUCGAAGUUCCCAACGCACUGGCCGUGGCCAAGUUCGGCGAAACGGUGGCGGUGCAGGUAGCCGUGGGGGCAUCGACGGCAGCGGAUGCGCGAGCCAAGGUCAUGCUGACGGUGCAGUCAGAGUCGGAUCCCAGAGUCAGGGCAACUGCUGCGUGCGAGGUGCCCAAGGGCUGA
This is a messenger RNA of Drechmeria coniospora, 2025 nucleotides long. Its product is annotated as mucin. Bases 1 to 2025 code for a protein of 674 amino acids. Lineage: Eukaryota; Fungi; Ascomycota; Sordariomycetes; Hypocreales; Ophiocordycipitaceae. The transcript has a single exon. Gene Ontology annotation, molecular function: peptidase activity. The record is from RefSeq and is a predicted model, not a curated record. Gene Ontology annotation, biological process: proteolysis.